Molecule: messenger RNA, 3032 nt
Organism: Biomphalaria glabrata
Lineage: Eukaryota; Metazoa; Mollusca; Gastropoda; Planorbidae
Exons: 10
Coding region: 213-1232 (339 amino acids)
Source: RefSeq, a predicted model, not a curated record
UGUUAGCUUUUAAUAUUAAAAUGUAACGAUUGUCUUUUCUUAUUCUUCGGUCAGAUCUUUUAUUUAUUAGAUCUACAUGUAUUUUUUAUCACCUUAAUGUCAUACUAUCUACUAACUAAAGUAUUUUAGUUAAUUACAAAGUUAGAGAAGUAGCAGCUGUUGUGUUUUAACAAGUGAAGCGAUUAUGAGAUCCAUAUGUCCUGCAUAGAAUCAUGAAGGAAAAAUGGAUCCAACACUGUAUAGAGCGAUGGACAACUGAAUGGGGUAUUUUCAUACUAUUAUUAAUAGUUCUAGGGUUUAACUGUGAAAAGUCAAUUACUUUGACAAGAGUGAAUCUUUACGACGUCAAUCAAACACUUUUGGACAAUGAACAUUAUUUUGUUUUUCAAAUUCGUGUAAAUGUCACAGAAGACAUUACCUCUUUAAGUGAAAUACGUUUUGAAAUAAAAUCAAAGAGCUACCUCGACUUUAAAGUGAUAUGCUACAUCCUCGUUGAAGCUUGUCAGCGCAAAAUUGAUGAAACUUGCCGUUGUCAAUACAAUAACAAAGAUAAUAUAUAUUUGGUCACUAUUAACAUAACAGCUAAAGUAGCAUUUAGUUCAGGAACUGUGCGAGGAGUGCUGAUUUUUAAAAAAUACCCCGUCUAUAGCAACGAGCUAGGACUGCCAAUGAUCUUCGAGAAUCCAGAGACGGUUUGUCUUUUUAUAAAUGACACAAAAAUAGCGAACCUGGAGGAAUGCAAUGUGACGACAGACAAAGACUUUGCCGUGAUUAUUUUCUUCUGUUCCUCGGCAUCAUCUUAUAAAUUGGAGAUUGAAGACGGUUCCAAGAUAAUUUCCAACACUUCUAACGUUCUGGUACACACAGUGAACACGACAACUCAAAAAGAUAUAAGACUUUACCAGAGAGACCUAAAAUCAAACGUAGUGCUUAGACAUUAUCAAUGUCGCCUCCAAUGUCGCCUCCAAGCAGAAAGCUCAAUACAGGACUGUCGACAGCUUAAUGAAAACUGUUAUGCGGAACAAGUUGCACUUGGAUGUAUAUCUUUAGUUACUGUAGUCCUGAUAGUGUUUAACUGUUACUCAAGACAUCUAAUGAAAAAACGCUGUAGAACAAAAAAAAGUUACUCAAGAGGAAAUCAAGAGAAAAAUGGCUGUAGUCCAGAAGAACGGCUACCGGCUGGAGUAGAUCUAAACUUACGAUUUAUUAAUGAGAAUGUUGAAGAGGAGUAAAGUGAUACAGACUAGUUCCAGCUUGCUUGAUAUGAAACUAUAAACUUAAUCCUGGACAUUAUGGUAGCCAUUGCAAACGAUACUAUCUACAAUGUUGUUAUUUGAAACGUUUAUUUUGAAGAUUAAUAUUUGAUUUCGCUAAAACUUUGUUGAACAUUUGAAACAAAUGCAAUAGUUUUGAUUUGUUUGAUGUGCAACGUGGUGGUUCCCACUCUUAAUGUUCUUGUUGCUUUGUAUCACAACAAAUGUUGUUUUUUAAUAGCUGUUUAACCCUAAGAAUUUCUCGACCAUUUUUACCAAAUGUUAUUUUUUUAUAAUUAAUUAAAUUCAAAUGUUUUCUUUUUUUAAAUUUUGUUCUAUAAACCUUAUUGGUGUUUACAUAAUUAAUAUAAUUGGGUCCAAAAUGUGUUUAUUAUUUUGGCAUUCGGCAUUUUUUUUCAUGCCAUAAUUUCUUAUGUGGUCUCCUGUAAGGCAUGUCAUUACGACUACUAGCUUUACCUAUUAGCUACGCCCAUUGGUUAGUUUUCCCGAUUUAUUAAAAUAUUCUCUUGUUUAAAAAUUCCAAGAUGUUCCCAGACCAACCGUUUUCAAUAAUGGGAGUUUAAUCCGUCUCUCCUCUUUUGCAUGCACUCUCAAAGAGACAACAAAGGUUGUUCUAAUUAAUUAUUGCUAUUAUGUCUACAUUUCUCCAUAUAUAUACUCUUGAAUAUUAUUAACGUUAAACCCCAUCUACCUUUUUGUCGAAGUAGUGGAAAGGUUAAACUUUUGUUUUCAUUAAUUCUUGUGUUGUCAGGUAAAAGAAAUAAUUGUGUACAUUUUCAACUUCAUCACAGAUUGAUUGUCUGGGAAAUAACGUGUACCAACUUUUAAGUAGACAGACAUAGUUAGUUGAUAUAAGCUUUGUAAAGGAAAAAAAUCAUGUUGUAGUAAUUGAAAAUGAAUUAAAUGAUACAUCAUAGCCAACUAAAAGAUACUUGUUUAGCCUCUCUACUGCCGCUACAUGUAGCAAGAAUUUUUUUUAUUGUAAAUAAGUUCCGAAAACAUCGACAUAACAUUUUCUGUUAAAAGCAAGAUAAAAGUUACAAAACACCUUUAAAAAAAUGCAUUAAUCCCUUUCACAACACAUAGAGCGAAUAUUAAUCUAGUAAUUACUAAAGAAUUUUGGACUUAAAACAAAAAGACAAUAUUUUAAUCCGGCCCCAUCCCACUUCGCUAGAGAAAAAAAUCCUUUGGUAAGUGUAUAUAUAAAUCAACUAGACUAUAACAUUCUAAUGAUAGCAGUUUAAAAUAAGAUGCGCACAAUUUACCAUAAAAAAUAAAUUUAUGAAACUUUUGAAAAAAUAAUACAUUUGUAAAUACCCGAAGAGUUAUAGUCCGUUUAAGGUACAUAUUUUCUAAUUAUCUGGCCAAUUAUGAUAUUUCUUUUAAUAUGAAUAUUAUUUCCAGUUUGUUUAACGAGAUACUAUUUUUUUUCAAAACAGUAUUUAGCAACUGUCAAAGCUCUAGGAAAAUCGUUAAAGCCGUUUUCGAGAUCCAUGUGCACUCAUCCACCCAGUUUAGUUAGUUCACAUACCCUCCCAGUUUCCAAUAGGGUACGAGUUAAUUGGAGAUAACGAGCAUUUAUAAUUUAUUGCAAAUCAUUUUAUUUGAGAAUUUGUUUUAAAUUUCUAAAAUGUGUACACUGAUUUGUGUUCAAAAUAAAUAACAAUAUUUAUGUUUAUAAAAUACUAGCCAUAUUAACCGCGACCUGCUGGUCUUAAUUUGCGUAUCACUGUCGAUAUAUUCACUGAAAUUUUUUUU